This is a messenger RNA of Glossina fuscipes, 2319 nucleotides long. RefSeq names its product casein kinase II subunit alpha (gene CkIIalpha). Gene Ontology annotation, biological process: protein phosphorylation. Lineage: Eukaryota; Metazoa; Arthropoda; Insecta; Diptera; Glossinidae. Gene Ontology annotation, molecular function: ATP binding; protein serine/threonine kinase activity. The transcript has 3 exons. Gene Ontology annotation, cellular component: protein kinase CK2 complex; nucleus; cytosol. Bases 838 to 1848 code for a protein of 336 amino acids. The record is from RefSeq and is a predicted model, not a curated record.
GAAGACAGAAACUUAGUGGAUUAUUGAUAGAAAUUUACAGUUGAUUGUACUUACGUAUAACAAUAAAAAAAAAGACGGGGGAAAAAAAUUUGGAAAAACAAAUUUCUCCGGUGUGGUGUCUUUGUCUAUUCGCAUUGUUAUAAUAUCCAUUUGUCUCCCUUUAACGAAUUUUUCGGUGGCUUAUAUCGGUGGUACCACAGAAAAUAGUGUGGUCGCGUUUUGUGCGGUAAAUAGUGUUUUCUCUUUUGCCCGCAUUAUACAGCCGUUUGCUAACAACGUUAAAGACAGAACGAGUGAAGGAAGUGGCACCGCAAUUCCCUUUGUUAUAUUUUCACACGGCUACAUAAGAAAAUAGUAAAAUAUUAAGAGCGCGGCUAGGCUUCCAACACCUAACGAAAACAGCUUGAGCUCUCGCACGCGUGUUACGGCAUAAUCGUGAAGUCGUUGUCGAUCGUUGUCGCCGGCAAAAAUUCUCGUUUGAUAAAAAGUUUUUUACGUUAUGCGAUUAAUGGGAUCGGCGUAUUUAGCAGCGAAAUACUUUUAAAUUAUCAAAAGCGUUUUAUUACUUGCUGUUACAACAGCUUCAGUUAUUGUCAAAAUUCUGCGAAGGACUUUUCUUGCUUAUCAUCAACUAAUAGGAAACUCGCACAUUACAGAAGACCUAAAAUAAACCGAAGGGCUGUGCUCUGCAAUAAACGAAAGGCUUCAGAAAAUCUUAAAUUGAAGUCAUUGGAUCUAAGCGCAUUCUGUCAGAAAACGUCCAACGUUUGGAAUUGUUGGCAUACCUCUGAAAAAUCGUCUGAAGUUCAGCCCUCAAUAGUCGAGCUAGUUUAUACAAUGACUUUACCUAGUGCCGCUCGUGUCUACACGGACGUGAAUGCACAUAAGCCGGAUGAGUACUGGGAUUACGAGAACUACGUUGUUGACUGGGCUAAUCAAGACGACUACCAAUUGGUGCGCAAAUUAGGGCGAGGCAAGUAUUCGGAAGUUUUUGAAGCAAUUAAUAUAACCAAUAAUGAAAAAUGCGUGGUGAAGAUUCUUAAACCCGUCAAGAAGAAGAAGAUCAAGCGUGAAAUAAAGAUUUUAGAAAAUUUACGUGGUGGUACCAACAUCAUUACUUUGCUGGCGGUAGUAAAGGAUCCCGUUUCUCGCACCCCAGCCUUAAUUUUUGAACAUGUUAACAAUACAGACUUUAAGCAGCUGUAUCAAACGCUUACAGACUACGAAAUACGCUAUUACCUGUUUGAGUUGCUGAAGGCGCUCGACUACUGCCACAGUAUGGGCAUAAUGCACCGUGACGUAAAGCCACACAACGUUAUGAUUGAUCAUGAGAAUCGCAAGUUGCGCUUGAUUGAUUGGGGCUUAGCCGAAUUUUAUCAUCCUGGUCAGGAAUAUAAUGUGCGCGUCGCUUCUCGUUAUUUCAAGGGACCGGAACUGCUGGUCGACUAUCAGAUGUAUGAUUACUCUCUUGACAUGUGGUCACUGGGCUGCAUGUUGGCCUCAAUGAUUUUUCGAAAAGAGCCCUUCUUCCAUGGCCAUGAUAACUAUGAUCAAUUGGUGCGCAUAGCUAAGGUGUUAGGUACUGAGGAGCUUUAUGUCUAUCUCGACAAAUAUAAUAUUGAGCUAGACCCGCGGUUCCAUGACAUCUUACAAAGGCAUUCGCGUAAGCGGUGGGAACGUUUCGUGCACUCUGACAAUCAACACCUCGUUUCGCCCGAAGCUCUCGAUUUUCUCGACAAACUGUUACGUUACGAUCAUGUCGAACGACUCACUGCCCGUGAGGCUAUGGCGCAUCCGUAUUUUGCGCCCAUUGUUAACGGCCAAAUAAAAGCCAAUAAUCAACAAUAGGAUUAGCAAGUCUAGUAGUUCUCGCGAACUUCAAACGAUAGCAUAAUAUUGGGUGUGAACGAGACCCAUAAGCAAAGAAAGCUAAUCUUAAGUUAUGAAAAUGAUGGAAAAAUAAAUAAAAUUCAUAACAAGUAACCUAGAUUAAAACAACAAGAACAUUAAAUCCUCACCAUGAUAGAAUCCGGAUCAGUAAAAUCAAGAUCUAAAUCAAGAGACGAUAAAACUUAUAAAAUAGUUUUGUACAGUGGAAAAUUUGCACCCAGUAAUAUAUUUACUUGUGUUUAGAAAUAUACAAAAUAUCUAUAUGAAAGAAUAAGAAAAAAAAAAAAAAAAAAUCUGUCUCUGACUUUGUACUGCAAGUGAAAAGAAUAUUAAUAAUAUUAAUUCAACAAACUAAUAUGUACAUUAACAAUAAUAGUUGUAACGAAGACAUUGAACAAUUUAUAAAAUAAAAUACGAAUAACUACAAUA